CUCCUCCUCCCUGCCCAAGGUGCUAUUCUAUUCUUCCCACGACCAGCUGCUCUUUCGACACACGCCCCCCCUUCUUCUAUUCAUCUGCUACGGAUUACAGCUUUUUCCUGCUACCAAUACUACGCCACCAAGCUUCUUCCUUAGCUCCCGCUGCUUGCUUGCCUGCGUCCUCGCCUCUGCUUCUGCAAGCUGCACGUCCAUCGUAUCGACUGCCGAGCAAGCCUUCCAUCCCGUCUCCAGUCUUUGCCGCCAAACACCUACUUGCGUCUCCUCCAUCUGCUCGCCCGCUCUUCCACUCCCGAGCCUUCUCUCUUUCUCGCUUGGCCAUCCACACCCCUCCCCCCCUUUCUACUGUCAUCGGCCUACUCUGCUUGCCUGCUUGCUUCUGCGUCGAGUAGUAGCUAGCUAGCUAGCUUCUGGUAUCAUAUCACUGCUACUGCGGAUACUACUGCGGAUACUACUGCUAUAACCAAGCUAUAGCUGUACACCAUCUCGGUCGACGGCAUUCCUUGGGCAUCCCCAUCCGCAGUCGAAACCACCCCCUUCACGCGCCGCUUCUCUAGCUCGACUCCAACGUCCACACACCCCCUUCCGUCUCUCGCCAACCCUUCCGAGUCGUCCGUCGCAGCCGUUUUUUUGGGCUUCCACACCUCACCUCGACUACGACGCCCCCGUAUACCGCCGCGCUUGCGCUUCGCCUUGUCCACCUGCCCAUUCUCUAGCCACACUUUGCGCCCCAGAGCUCCCCGACACUCCCGGCAUUCCCAUCAACUCGUCCCUCCGAAGCUAUACUAUACUACGACGCUAGACGACGCGCAGCCCCAUCCGCCACCCCCAGCUUUGCUCUGCUCUCUGCUUGCUGUUGCUACUGCUGUUGCCUCUGUUGCCUUUUAGCCCUGCUGCCUGCGCCUGCUACGCCUCAUCGUCCGCGCAAGACGCUCCACGCAACCAUCACUGCGUGCCUAAACCUUGUUUUGAGGUAUACCUAGGCAUAAGACAGCUCUCCCUCUACCGCCCUCGCUUGUGUGGCCAAUAUAACUUGGAAUCAAAGCUGCCACAGCACCGUGAUAUCCCGGGAAAGCCCUACGCCAAAACGGCAAAUACUCGAGACUAACUGCCCUGGUGGGGUUUUGUUAAUCUGCUACUACGACUACUACGCUGCCUUUGUUUAAAAGCGAAACCCGCUCUCUGCAAGCCGUCACAAGCACGCCGAUCCGAGUAACCAACCCUACGAGCCGGCCCUUUCUUCAUCGCCGCUCCUACUCUAGCUACCCACCAGACUCACACCACCCCCUUGUUCGACUAUUACUGCUGCCACACACGCUCGCCGCAACCCUAUCGCUAUCGCCUGCGACGCUUUGUGCUCUCAACACCGCCUUAUCACCCAUCUUUUUUGCCAAUACGGAAAUAAACCAUGGCUUCGUCCAACUUCCGAGACUCUAUCAACUCCCUGGGCUGGAGCCGCCGAGAUGAGCCCAUCAAUACCGCCCCCCAGCCCUCGGGCUUCUUCGGCGCCCUCCAAAACCUCAACCCUUUUCAAGAUUCAGGUUAUCUCAGCUUGCCUACACAUGACGCACCCCCAGGCGCGCCGCUGCCUGCUCCUACCCGUCGAGAGGAAGAGGAAGGGUGGUUUGCUCUCAGCCGAUGGGACCGCCUAUUGGUCUUUGGCGCAUGCAACCUCGCCGCCUUUGCAUGCUUCUCCAUCGCCUUCUUUACUUUACCCAUGCUCGCCCUCCGGCCCACCAAGUUUGUAACACUAUGGACCGUAGGCUCUCUCAUGUUCCUUUGCUCGUUUGCCGCCGUCAUGGGCCCAAUGGCAUACCUUCGUCACCUGUUGUCCGGGCCCCGGUUGCCCUUUACGGCGGCAUACUUUGGCUCCAUCUUCCUGACUCUGGUCAUGGCUCUGAAGCACCAAACAAUCCUUACGCUGCUUUGUGCCGUUGUGCAAGUCGCCUGUCUGCUAUGGUAUCUUGUCAGUUACUUCCCUAUGGGCACACAGAGCUUGCGCCUAGUCUCUUCGUUUGGCGCCCGACAGGCUACGUCCUGGAUGAGCGGUUAAGUAACAAACGCUGUUUUAUUAUGACGAUGUAAACGACACGUUACUCUGAGUGGUGCCAGCAAAAAAAGUUUGUAUAAAUGUAUUAAUCAAGAACCGCUCUGUGGGGGAUAGUUGGGAUGGCGAGUCAAUCUGCCGCACUCCAUGUAAGAUACUGUAGGAAGGGGGCGAUAUUAUAUUACACAUUCCAUAGCAAUUCAUCACUGUCUGACUUUUG
This is a messenger RNA of [Torrubiella] hemipterigena, 2273 nucleotides long. Lineage: Eukaryota; Fungi; Ascomycota; Sordariomycetes; Hypocreales; Clavicipitaceae. The record is from the annotation of a GenBank genome assembly.